AUGCUGCACACUUCUCCGCUCGAACCUGGGCAUUCGACACGUAGCCUGGUGUCUUCUACAUUUCCGACCAGAUACACUCAGCCCAACCCGCCGACAGAAAGAAGCUCUGAUAUCAGUCAACUCUCAGUUUGCGCACUCAUAGGCCCAGCCCCACAAUUGGGAGAUUGGCGACUUCUACGAGAGCUGAACCCCUCUCAUGUGAUGUCUGAAGAUCCAUUUUCACUUCGACUUGUCCAAUACUACGAUCAUGUUGUCGCUCCGCAAAUGGUCUGGAUAGACUCCUCUGAAAAUCCAUUCCGACAUGUAGUCAUCCCUCUAGCGAUCCAGACGCCCGUACUUAUGACAUCGAUACUUACGCUCGCCAGUGGAGACCUUCGAGUUAGGUCACAUGGGAUAUAUGCUUCUGAGUUCGCGGUUUCCAGCCGACUGGAAUCUUAUCAGGAGGAAACUCUGGUCCGACUAGCCCGCCAUUUGAAAGAUGCGACCGAAGCGCCAGCGACAACUCAGACGGUCGCAGACAUUUCUCCAACGGCUGGCAACGUUCUAGCGACAUUUCUCAUGAUCUACUUGAGCGUAAAGCUUGGAGAUGUCUCCAAUUACAGACUUCACACUCGUGCGGCUUGGUCACUGAUCGAGAAUUGGAGAUUGUCGCUCCCUCUGCGUGUGCAACCUUCGAUGCAAGGUCUUAGGGAUUUUCUUCUCCACGAAGCGUACCUUUUCAAAGUUUGCGUGGCCCUUAGCACUUUUCAGCCUUUCGAUGAUCCCUAUGAGGCCGCUUCCAUGAUUAAUGAAGAUCAACCGUUCAUGCGGUACCUGAAGAUCAUUUUGGAUCUUGUGGAGAUUGAGCAGAGUAAGCGAUCACGCUCGCACUCGCGCUCGCAUCAAAGAAAUUUCUGGCUCGACCUUUCUGUCGUGGCGCUUCGGAAGGAGUUUGAUGCAGCCAGAGAACGUUCAUUGAAGCACAAGUUUCGUGUUCCUGUUCCCCCACGAAUUUUCGAACACCUUGUUGACCUUUUCCAUUAUUCUGGAAUCUAUUUUGGUUCUCAGGUAUUGAGCCAUGACCAGCAAUCCGCGAGUUUUGCCACAAGCGCACAUCGUUCGUUAUUGAGCCUGCUUCGCCAGGUUCCCGAUAUAAAGCUCGUCGCUCAAAACCUGGGAUGGCCUGUAUUUUUUGCAGGCACAGGAUGUCACGGGUCUCCUGAUGACAUCUCAUUUGUCCGAAUUCAAUUGCAAGAAGUUAUCCGACUGACCGGCUGGAGUGAACGGCGACGGCUAUUACGUUUUCUCGAAGAGUUCUGGACAUUAAGCGAUGGCGGCACUCCUCCGAGCUGGAUCGAUCUUGCUCAAAGCUAUGCCUUUCGGGGAGAACCAAUCCUGAUCUUUUGA
Molecule: messenger RNA, 1386 nt
Organism: Exophiala spinifera
Lineage: Eukaryota; Fungi; Ascomycota; Eurotiomycetes; Chaetothyriales; Herpotrichiellaceae
Exons: 1
Coding region: 1-1386 (461 amino acids)
Biological process (GO): positive regulation of transcription by RNA polymerase II
Cellular component (GO): nucleus
Molecular function (GO): DNA-binding transcription factor activity; transcription cis-regulatory region binding
Source: RefSeq, a predicted model, not a curated record